Messenger RNA from Calliphora vicina (urban bluebottle blowfly), 1406 nucleotides. RefSeq names its product GPALPP motifs-containing protein 1. The transcript has 3 exons. The record is from RefSeq and is a predicted model, not a curated record. NCBI's taxonomy places the organism in Eukaryota, Metazoa, Arthropoda, Insecta, Diptera, Calliphoridae. Bases 184 to 1302 code for a protein of 372 amino acids.
CUGCAACCACCUAGCAUAGAUUCGCGUUGGUGCCGCUGUUUUGUCCUUGGAACAAAUAUUUUUCAUCAUCAACGGGAAAAAUUAAAAAGCAGACAUAAAAGUUAUAGGAAUCAAUUCAGUCGUCAGUUCUUGCAUUCACCUCAUCACUUUUUCACAAAUUUUUUAAACUAAUAUCACUCCAUAAUGACCAGCGACACAAACUCUAAUAGUUCAUCAUCCCAGUCCUCAUCUGAACAAGAAAGGAAACGUAAAUUACACAAAAAAGUUAAAAGGAAAUCGGAGAAAAAAUCAAAAAAACAUAAAAAAGAUAAAAAGAAAAAGAGCCACAAGGAAAAGAAACGUUCACAUAAGGAGAUAAUUAGUUCUGGUGAAGAAGACAACUUACAAAUCCACAAACCUUUUGCAUCCCAAAUAAGACAAGAAGAGUAUGUGAACAUCAAUGAAGCAGCUGAUACAUUUGGUCCUGCUCUACCUCCACACUUAUUAAAUAAAAACAAAAACGAUGAUAACACACAAACUUUGGUUAUAGGCCCCACAAUUCCUAAAGAACUAUUGGGAAAUUUAGAACAAUUUGAAACUCAGAACGAUGUAGCAGAACAAUUGUCACCACAUGAAUUGCCCAACUGUGAAUCGGAGUCGGAAAGUGAUGGGGAAACUCUGCAAGGAUCUUAUGGACCAAUACCGGUCACCAAUGAACGUGAAAUGACAGCAGCCCAAAUUAAAUUGGAACAACGAGCAUUAGAACUUAAAAUGGCUGCUAUAGAUGGCAUGAACGCAACAACGACAGAUCAAAAAGUACGUGAAGAAUGGAUGUUGGAAUUACCCGACGUAGGAUUAAAAGGUGGUUUGGCAGCGUUAAACAAUUUAAAAAGGGGGUUCCAUCAAGGCAAAGAGAAGCCAGACUUUAGCGAUAGGUCUUCUUGGACAAAAACACCUCAAUCGGGCAACGAUAAGGAAAAACCUACAACUUCGAAAAAUUCCAAAGAAGAAUUGGAGCAAGAAGCUCAGGACAUGUAUGAAAAACAACGAGAUGCUGAGCAGGAAGCCAUUGCUAAGAAGCACAAAAAGAAACAUAAACGUGACGAGUCAUUAGUGACGAUUCACCAAAAGAAAUUACGCAAAGAGGAAAAGAAAAAGGCCAAGGAAUUAAAAGAAAGUGGCGCUAAACCCGAAAGGCGUCCAUUUACACGCGAUGUUGAUCUUAAAUUAAACAAAAUCGAUCGAAAUCAAACAAAGCAAAUUGUGGAUAAAGCCAAAAUCUUAAAUACAAAAUUUUCGAGUGGUCAUUCAAAGUACCUUUAAUUUUACAUACAAUAUAUUUUAUUUAUAAGAAUGUGUAUUUGUGAGUUCGUAACUUAAAAAUUAUUUUGAUGAUAAAUAAAUUUUUCAAUAUUUUCAUACAUAAA